CUCAAGUUCGUACUCAGUUGAGAUUUGUACUCAAGCAGAGGUUAUAAAACAUCUUGAGUCUGUACUCAGCUGAGAACAACUCACGCUCGGCUUGAGCAUGCUCAAAGGAAUCUUUGUUUAUGAUAUAAGCGGCAAUUUGGAACUCUUCAGUCAAGAAUGGUAAGAAAACAACCCGGAUGUUGUCGUCUGCUUAUUUACAAUGGCAACGGAGGGCGUGACCGAAUCGAGAAGGCGGGGUAAGGGGUGGUCAGAAGCGGAGGAGGUUUGUCUCAUCCAGGAAGUCGUUCAGCGAGAGCAACUGUUGUUCGGCGAAAUAAAGGGAAGCGGUGUGAAGUCCAUCCAUCGACAGCGGACCGAUGGAUGGCAAAGCAUCACGGAUAUCCUGUAUUUGCAUAAAAGAAAACAUGUUCUGUAUAUUAAUUUUCAAAUUAUAUCUCUUCUUUUAUAUACUUUCAGAAGACACAUCAAUGCCAAAAGGGAGGCUAUUGAAGUGAAGAAGAAGUACUUCAAUUUGAAACAAAGAGCUAAAAGCAAGAUCGACGGCCUCAAAAGGUCAAUGGCCACAACUGGAGGAGGGCCUCCACUCCCAGCACUGUCCAACGCGGACGAGGUCCUUUGUCAGUCUUUGGAGGGGAGGCCAAGUAUUCAUGGCCUAGAACAUGGCAUUGACACUGAUGUCAUUCAUGAUGGCGAUGUAGCUGCCGCUUCACCAGAAGGUCUGCAAGGUGAAGCACAUCACAUUGAUGAGCAAGACAUCCCAGCAGAAGACAAAAAGACCGUCCGCAAACGAAAAAGAACACAAGCUGAGGCAACAUAUGACAACACGAUACAGGACACGGAAAGGAUCAAACUUGAACAAAGGAAGCUGAAACUGGAAAUUGAAGUGUUAGAAAAAAAUCAAAAGAAAUUAGACAUUGAAAUUCAAAUGCUGCAGAGGAAAUCAGUCUACUACCAACUAAAAAUGAAUGCGGAAUUUGGUGUUUCUCUUGUCGAAUCAUGUCCAACUGAAGAAUAAUUAUUAUCAAAAUUACUAAAGAGAGUUAUGUAGAAAUGCAAUACGAAUGACAACAACAUUUACUGAUUUGCUUGGACAUGAUCAUUUGAAUUUGACAGAUACAAUAGUUAAUGAUAAUUCAAAGAAAUAUUGUUACACAAUAUCAACUCUGUCUGUAUUGUUUUAUCACUAUUCAUUACAUAUGCAAUUGCUCCCAAAAUCCUGAUUUUUUUUGUUAUGUGCUCUUAAGUAAGAUCAUUUUAAAGCAUGUAACUCUAACAUUGUGAUGAUAGUUCAGCAUUUAUGCAAGUAUGAUGUGCCAACAGAAAGACAUAAAUAUAGAAUGUCUAGUGAUCAUGACUUUACUUAUAGUUUAUGCAAUUUGUGUAGACCUAGAUGAUGAAUACCAUGCACUUUUCAUUUGUCCAGCUGAUACCAAAAUUAGGUCAAGAUAUUUGUCCUUCAUACAGACUAUUAUGAAUAUCCUAACAUGCAUAAGUUCUGUAUCUUUACUCACAACAAAUGACAACAUUUUAUUCCAGCUAACUCUUUAUCUUGUUCAAAUUUAGAAAUUAAGAAACAAAUAUGAAUUGAAGUGCUCUGUCACAAUGUGCAAUGUUAGAAAUUUGAACUAGUCCUGCAGUUCGUGCCAAAGUGUCCACUUGUCAAUGUAUGAAAGAACUUGUAGACAUUUGCCAUUUUUCAGGUUUUUGCUAUAUGUUAUCAUUGUAAGGACUUGUGGACUAAAAAUGGUAGUUUCUACCGUAGUAUGUGCUUUAUAUUAUAACAUUUUCCCACUUUACUUGCCGUAAAAGGCGGCAAACGGGAUCGGGUGG
Molecule: messenger RNA, 1830 nt
Organism: Haliotis rufescens (red abalone)
Lineage: Eukaryota; Metazoa; Mollusca; Gastropoda; Lepetellida; Haliotidae
Exons: 7
Coding region: 200-1015 (271 amino acids)
Cellular component (GO): nucleus
Source: RefSeq, a predicted model, not a curated record